This is a messenger RNA of Formica exsecta, 2613 nucleotides long. It is a transcript of the gene Suv3, whose product is annotated as ATP-dependent RNA helicase SUV3 homolog, mitochondrial. The coding region runs from base 133 to 2376 and encodes 747 amino acids. The record is from RefSeq and is a predicted model, not a curated record. Gene Ontology annotation, cellular component: mitochondrial degradosome. Gene Ontology annotation, biological process: mitochondrial RNA 3'-end processing; RNA catabolic process. The transcript has 14 exons. NCBI's taxonomy places the organism in Eukaryota, Metazoa, Arthropoda, Insecta, Hymenoptera, Formicidae. Gene Ontology annotation, molecular function: ATP binding; RNA helicase activity; hydrolase activity, acting on acid anhydrides.
UUCAUGCCAUGAUCUAUCGGUAAGAUCGCACGUGUUCAAGCGAUAAUUGUCCAUAACCUCAAUGAUUUCGUGGAGGCAUAUGCGCUCCACGUUUCUUAUUGUGUUUUGAUAAUAAAUUGUCUAUAAUGAAAGAUGAUGCUCAUAAAGCGUGGUAUGUCGGAACAGUUAAUGCGAAGAAGCGUCUUAUCGGCGAUGACAUUCGCACGCAGAUCCAUAGCUCUCGGAACAAAUUAUGUUCAGCCAUGUAGAGGCAAAAAAGAUGACUCACAAAAAGAUGACUUACAAAAAAAAGACUCACAAAAAGAUAGUUCACAUUCACCAGAAUCUCUUUUUCAUCCCGUGCCGAUCAAACCAACUCCAGAUGACAUAAACAUUGGUGCCGAACUGACUGGAUCUUUAAUAAAAAAAACGGAUCUUUUAAGAAUAUUGAAUGCCUUUACACAAAAAACAGAGAUCAAGGAACUGGCUCGACAACAUGGAUUAGAUAGUUAUCUCCAGGGACAGGCAUUUACGAAUUUUAGACAAUAUUGUUUGGCAACAGAAUCAUUACCUGUGGCUCUUCAUAUAGUAUUGAGUGAUAUUCUGCAAGAUGCUGGAAAUGUCACCGACAUUUUUCCAUAUUUUUUACAACAUGCUAAACAAAUGUUUCCACAUAUUGAUUGUAUAGAUGAUCUCAAAAAGAUUAGUGAUCUACGGAGUCCUGCCUCCUGGUAUCCUUUAGCAAGAGCAAAAAAUAGAAAAAUAGUUUUUCAUGCUGGACCAACAAAUAGUGGGAAGACUUAUCAUGCUUUAGAAAGAUUUAUCACCGCAAAGAGUGGAGUGUAUUGUGCUCCUCUGAAGUUAUUAGUUGCAGAAGUAUAUCAUAAGUGUAACGAAAGGGGAACACCAUGUGAUUUAUUAACUGGAGAGGAACGAAAGUGUAUUAAAGGUGCUGAUAAUCCGGCAAAUCAUUUAUCCUGUUCUGUAGAAAUGGUGAAUCUACAAAAUAAUUAUGAAGUAGCUGUAAUCGAUGAAAUUCAAUUAAUGCGUGAUCUUAGUAGAGGCUGGGCAUGGACAAGAGCUCUUUUGGGAAUUCCUGCAGAUGAAAUACAUUUAUGUGGUGAAGCUGCUGCUAUAGAUUUGGUAAAAGCUAUAUGUAUUUCUGCGGGUGAAAAUGUGGAAGUUCACAGAUAUAAGCGACUAACAAAUUUGGAAAUAGAAAACGAGGCGCUUGGUUCUUUGAUCAAUGUUAAGCCGGGAGAUUGUAUAGUCUGUUUUAGCAAAAACGAUAUAUUCACUGUAUCGCGUUCUCUUGAGAGUAGAGGAACAGAAGUGGCAGUAAUAUAUGGCAGCUUGCCACCAGGUACCAAACUGGCUCAAGCCGCGAAAUUUAACGAUCCUAAGAAUUCGUGUAAAGUCCUGGUAGCAACUAAUGCGAUUGGAAUGGGUUUGAAUUUGCAUAUUCGAAGAAUUAUAUUUUAUUCGUUGAUUCAGCCAACAGUCAAUGAAAAAGGUGAAAAGGAAAUGGAUAUUCUAUCUGUUUCAGCAGCUUUACAAAUCGCAGGCCGCGCUGGACGUUAUGGUACAGCUUGGGAUACAGGUUAUGUAACGACCUUUAAACGAGAAGAUCUACCGACUUUAAAGAAUUUAUUGAAUCAAACACCAGAAGUAAUAACACAAGCAGGUCUUCAUCCAACAGCGGAUCAAAUUGAGCUAUAUGCUUAUCACUUACCAAAUUCACCAUUGUCGAAUUUAAUGGAUAUUUUUGUAUCAUUGUGCACAGUUGACGAUUCUCUUUAUUUUAUGUGCAACUUAGAUGACUUUAAGUUUUUAGCUGAUAUGAUACAGCAUGUUCCGCUGCCACUCCGUGCGAGAUAUGUAUUUUGUUGUGCACCAAUUAAUAGAAAACUGCCGUAUGUGUGCACUAUGUUCCUGAAAUUUGCACGUCAAUAUAGUAAAAACGAUGCGAUAACAUUUAGUUGGUUGUGUCAACAUAUUGGAUGGCCUUUUGCGACACCAAAGACUAUCCUUGACCUUGUUCAUUUAGAAGGCAUCUUUGAUGUGUUAGAUCUUUACUUAUGGCUGAGUUAUCGUUUUGUGGAUCUGUUCCCGGAUUCUGGAAUGGUACGUGAUAUACAAAAGGAACUUGAUGCACUCAUCGAAGCAGGAAUAGUUAGAUUAACAGCCUUGUUGUUGCACUCGGAUGCAGGUGGAGAGUCUGAUAGUUUUGAAAUGCAGACGCAAAAGCAAAACUUUUAUCGAGAUCAUGGAACAACUGGCAAACGUAGUAUGGGUAAGGGAAAAUUGACUGAAAGAUUAAUAGCAGAAGGACUCUUGACACCACAAAUGUUACGUGAAUUGCAAUCUGAAUGGAUUAAAUCGAAAAAGAAAAAAUAAUAUAGAGGAUACUAAUAAAAUAUUAAAUUGAAUUAGAAGAAAUCAUAUUAUAUAGUGAUUGACAUAAUUAUGGAUUAAUUAAAAAAGACGUAAGUGUCAUAAGUUAACACAACAUGAAUUAAAUAUUAAAAUCUUAUAUACAUAUAGAAUACAUAAUAUUCCAAUUUUAUGUGAAAUACAGGGCUAUAGUAACUGUAUUAUUUUAAUAUUUAAUAAUAAUUGUAUGUAUUAUGUAAA